UUCCACCUUCAUUCUGAAAUUUUCUCAGAAACUCCUUCGCAGAAAAUAGUCUCAAAUAAGUUUUUUUCAAACAACUUUUGUGGCUUUUAAAGUCAUAUUCAUAUUUAUCGUAUCCUAAAGAAAUAAAACGGGCGUCUGGUAAAGGAAUUGCCUUGGUAAUGGCUUCAGAGAGCGAGCGUGUUGAUCAAUUCCAGCAAAUUCUACAUCAAAUCGGUGGAAAAAGCAACAUUCAUUUAGUCAGCGCUUUGAGCGGACCUGAUGAAAACACCGUCGUGUUACAGGACUUUAUCGCCGAUAUGUUUCAUGAUGGUAGAUAUGAAGAAAUCACUGGCUCUGUUGGCAACAGCAACGGCGAGAUCAAAAUUCAAACAGCUGGGAAAGUCACAGACGAGUGCAUUCCUGAUCAACAACAUUGUGAUCUAUCAGAACAAAAUUCAUCAAUACCUGCCGAUGGUGAGAAAACCGACCCGCUCAAGAAUAAAACCGUGAUGUCAAGCAGAAACAUCAGAGGGCAACAGAGAGCUAUUAAAUGCUCCAUGGUCAUGUUUAUCUUCAGACAUGAUUAUGUUUGUAAUAAAGAGAAUUAUGUGUGUUUGAGGGAGAUCAUGAAGGAUGUGAGGGCUCGGAUCAAGAGAAACGUGUUCCGUCCGGCUCUGCUGGGACUCAUUCAAACUGACUGCGAUCGAUCGGAAAUCUGCGAGUCACUGGAGUUACUGGAUCGAUCGCUGCGAUCAGUGUUUAUUAAUCACCCCCAACAAGCCAUAUGGACCGGCAGAUACGUCACAGAUUCCCCAAAAGUGCUGCAGGAGAUCAAAAGGAAUGCCUGUAGAACUGUGAAGUCUGCGAUGUCUGUAGAUAGUAAUGCUGGCAGUAAAAACUGUUCAUUUUGGCCCUUGAAAUGUUUGCCAGGAAUACUCAGGAAGGGAUACAGAGAACAUGCCGACCUCACGUCUAACAGUUGGCAACAAGCCAAUCCACAGAUGAAUGAAGAAGGAAUUCCCCUUCAGAUAAGGGCAACAGCGCGCUGACGCCAGGCUGGCUUUGCAAACAGACCAAAAUGGAUAACGAAUAAACCCAAAACUGUGUGACUGUGUUCUACACAGGUGAUAUACUCUUGCAGUAUGACCUCCAGUUCAGGAGGACUAAUGGGAAUGAGAUAUGAAAGGCUGUAACAGCAUUAUCCAUGAUAUGUGUUUGAUAUUUCAGAAGGAUGUCUGGCUAGUAUGUGUAUAGAUAAAAAAUAAAUCUGUAAUAAAUGCUGGAAACGAUAAGUGACUUUAAAGUAUUAAUUGCUAUUUCUUAAUAAAAAGCUUUUUUUUGCACUAACUCUUGAAUAAUCUGUAAUUAGUAUUAUAUUUUGUUGGCUAAAUCAUUCACUAGGUUAUAAAUGAGUGAUUAAUUUUUUUGUGAUUAAAUUUUGAUGUCCUUUUUCAUUAUGAUGAAAAAAUAAAGUUAAGAUACUGUAGCAUUUCAGAAAUAAUUGCAAAGUUUAAUUGUGUUUGCCAUUUUUCAGUUCUAUUUAUUUGAUGAUCUGUUAUUUGAGUUGGUCAUUUAACAUUUUCUUUGUGGUUGCAUAUGAGUUCCUCAUAUCUUACUAUCCGUCUCAGGUACACAAACAAUAAUAUAUAUAUAUAUAUAUAUAUAUAUAUAUAUUGCCAGAUGUUUCUUGUCUCUUAAUAAAAUGAAUAGGCUUAACCUGGAAAUUAAAAUUGUAAAACAAAGGAAUGUGAUAUAAAAUAAAUAGGAAAAAUAAUAUUAAUUUACUUAUAUAAAGCAUUUAUUCACUAUUUUUAUUUUAUUUUAUGUCAUUAAAGAAAAAUAGAGACAUUCUGAAAUUCAUGUAAUUUUUCAGUUACAUUUUCCUCUGAUAUUGUAAUACAGAUUAUAUAGUUUUCAAUAAAGUCAG
Myxocyprinus asiaticus (Chinese sucker) is the source of this 1906-nucleotide messenger RNA. RefSeq lists its product as uncharacterized. The record is from RefSeq and is a predicted model, not a curated record. The coding region runs from base 159 to 1028 and encodes 289 amino acids. The transcript is spliced from 3 exons. Lineage: Eukaryota; Metazoa; Chordata; Actinopteri; Cypriniformes; Catostomidae.